Molecule: messenger RNA, 973 nt
Organism: Aphis gossypii (cotton aphid)
Lineage: Eukaryota; Metazoa; Arthropoda; Insecta; Hemiptera; Aphididae
Exons: 2
Coding region: 416-973 (185 amino acids)
Source: RefSeq, a predicted model, not a curated record
GAAAGUUAUCGGAUUAGAGAAAUAUGACGAGGUGGUGAUGAAAUUACAGAGGCGCCAUCUAUCCAGCAAAUAGUCAACUAAAUUAUUUUUGGUAGUCAAUGGCAACCAUUUAAAUAAAAUAAAUCAUUAAUUUAAAAUGUUUUUAAAAAUGCAUGCAAAUAGACAUACAAACAACGCAAAUGUUCGCAAAUGUUCGUUGAAGUCCAAGGAUGGUUUUUACGGCUAGAAAAAUUAGAAUUAUUGCUGGAAAAACCCUAAAAAUAGCCCUUUUCUUUUUAAAAUAGCCCUUCCUAUAAUAUUUAUAAUAUAAUACUGAUCGUAUCCAUGGCAACCAACAAUCGUGUUUUGUGCAGAGUGUUUAGUUAGUUAGUGUUUGUUUAGUUCGUGAUUAGUGAAAAAAUAAUUUAUAUUUGAUAUGCCUCCUAUAAGACGAAGCAAUUUAGGUAGAAGAACCAGAAAUGCUACAAACCAAGCUAAUUACCGAUCUAAUUCACAAACGCGUGAAGCGCGAGCAAGUUUGAAUCGAGCUGCUUUUAGUUACGAUGUGUCAAUUGACUACAGUAACUACCAAUGUGUUGUUAUUGGUUCUAUGAACUCGGUUUGCUCACACUGUAAGGCAUUAAAAUACAAAAACGAAGCCAAUGGAUUGUGUUGCGCAAAUGGUAAAGUGAAAUUGAUACCAUUGGAUCCACCACCAGAACCAUUGUACUCAUUGGUUUCAGGAAUAGGAACAGAUUCUAUACACUUUUUGACAAAUAUCCAACAAUAUAACAAUUGCUUUCAAAUGACUUCAUUUGGGGCAACAAAUGUAGUUCGGGAAAAUUUUAUGCCAACUUUCAAGAUACAAGGGCAAAUAUAUCAUAGAGCAGGUUCACUGUUACCAGUGUCAGAUAGCGACAACAAAUUCCUGCAAAUUUAUUUUAUGGGCAAUUCACCACAAGAAAUUGAUCUGCGUUGUGCACAUAACAAUUAG